AUGCUGAAAACUCCUGAAAGAAUUUCUGAUAGAAAUAAAGAUUUCAAAAAAGAAAUAGAUCUUGCCACACACACAAAAAACCGAGACACUUUUUCUGUGGAGCUUAGAAAAUCAAAAAGGCUUGAAAAUGUAUGAAAACGAAGGGCAAAUUUUUUGCCGGAAUCACAGAUCUCUCCUUUAUUGGUUUCUUUAUACCCUGAUUUAGCCAAUCUUAAUUUUGACUCAAAAUUACGUUUACAAAUUUUAUUCCAAAUAAUAGCAGCCCAAAACUCAUAUGAAGUUAUAUUAGCAGGAUUUAAAGAAAUAAGGAAAUGCUUAUCUAUUGAGGACACUUCAGAGCUUUCUAGUAUGGUAAAUUCCAACUAUAUUCAAUACUUAAUCCAAUAUAUUGACCCGAAAAUUUUCCCUGAAAUCCAAUCUGAAGCUAUGUGGUGCUUGGCAAACAUUUCUUCUGGAGCUCAUGAGCUUUGUGAGGAACUAAUGAAUUUAGGAAUAAUUAAUGCUUGCAAGUCGGUAAUAAAUCUUGAAAGGCAAGAUAUAGCUGAAAACGCUGUGUGGUGCUUACCCCCUUGGCUAGCUAAUAAUUAACACCUUUGGAAAUGAGUCAAAAUUUUUAUAUAAAGUGCAUUUUUAAAAUAAUAAUGAUUAUAAAGAGAUCUCUGGAUAAUUCUAUUAAUUUUGAACAGCUACAUUUUUAAGCAUUUAAUUUUAUAAAUUAGACUUCUCAUUUCAAACAUACACCAGUCUGGAUUUUUUGGAAAUCUGAAGCAAGCCCUUGGUUUACUCAUAUUUUUUUACUGCUAUAGGGAUGGAGAGUUAGCAAACCUUGCCGGAGACUGCAAAGAAAUUAGAGAGAAACUAAUAGAGAAUGAGAUUGUACAAUUUUUAGUGAAUUUGAUGGAAUCUGACUUUGAGAUCUCAAUUUCUCUAGCAGAAACUACAGCUUGGGCCCUGAACAACAUUUUUAAAGGCGAUAAUCUGAAAAUUAAAAUGACAAAUGAUGCUUUACCAAUUGUAAAAAAAAUGCUAAAAUAUGGAAAUGAUAACACAAAGCUGCACUGCCUAUAUAUAGCCCUUUAUAUUUCCGCCCAAAAUGAGUUUCAUGUCCAAACCUUAAUUAAUUCAAAUAUUUUAAAAAGAAUUCUCCCAUUUUUUCAGUCAAAUAUACAGAAAGAGCAGCUUAUCGUUACAAAAAUCAUAGGAAAUAUAAUUUUUGGGGAUGACACACAUACUCAAACUCUGAUAAAUUUAGGAAUUCUUGAUUAUUUUCAGAAUUUAAUGUUGUCAACAUCUCCAGAAAUUAGGAAAGAAGUGCUAUGGGCUCUAACUAUCCUCCGUAACCGAAAAAAAAAUCAUUGGAAAAAUCCUUAUUUUUGGAUAAAAACCCACUUUCCGUGAGUAUAAUGAAAUCUUAGCUAAUUCUAUUUAUUUAUAAACAGAUUGCAUUUUAAAGCAUAAGCUUUGCAAAUUAAAUUAAUUUUUACUUCUGAUUUCACAAAUUUUUUUAAAAUUUUGAAAAAAAAAUUCUAUGAAAUUCAUAUAAUCUCUUACGGAGAGGGAAAGUAAGCAAUAUUACUGCAGGGACGAAGCUUCAGAUUGCUUUAGCAGUUGAGCAUCCAGUUAUUUUGCUUGCAAUGCAAGCUUUAUAUGAUGCAUCUGCGCCAGUUAAGUUAGAAGCUUCAAUUGUGUUCAAUAAUAUUAUUCAUGCUGGUGCUAAGCCGACUAUAUUAGGAUUAGUCCAUAAAAAUAUUUUACCUCAUUUAAGAGAUGGGCUUUGCAAUGUAUAUUUUUUACUGUGAAAUUGUUUAUUUUUUCAUUAAAAAGGUGAAUUAGAAUAUUCUUUUUACUCCCUCCGUGAAAGAAGAAAAAUCCCUAUUUUUUGCCUAAAAACCCUUCCUUUCCGAACAAAAAAAUCUUAUUAAAAAAAAUUUUGAUAUAUAAGUGAUAAUUAUUAUAAUGAAAUCUCUAGCUAAUUCUAUUUAAUUAUAAAUAGAUUGCAUUUUAAGCAUAAGUUUUGCAAAUUAAAUAAUUAUUUACUUUCCAAUUUUUGAGAAUCAGAAUUUUUUAAAUUUCGAAAAAAAAUUAAUCCUCCUCAAUAAAUGAACAAAAUUUUUUUGUUCGCUCACGGAGGGGGAGUUAAGGAAAAUAAAAAAUCAAAUUAUAUUAAAAAAUCUGGUAGAAUUUUGUGAUGGGCUGCUAAAUGUCGGAAAAAGUUUUCUUACUGAUGAAGGAAUAAAUCCAAUAGUCAAACCUUUUGAUGAGUCUGGCUGCCUAACAGCUUUAGAAAAAUCGCAAGUUAUUGCAGGUCAGCAAACAUAUUCUAUAAUUGAACGCAUUCUUGGUAAUUAUUUUGGCUUUGAAGAGGGCGAAUAUGAUGAAAACGAGGAUAUGCAAAAAAUCCCUGAAGAUGGAUUUAUAAUUUAA
Messenger RNA from Blepharisma stoltei, 2424 nucleotides. The record is from the annotation of a GenBank genome assembly. Lineage: Eukaryota; Ciliophora; Heterotrichea; Heterotrichida; Blepharismidae.